AUGUUUGUUCUGUUAGCAGCGAUCCACAAGUCUCAGGCCUGGUUUCAUGGUCGCGUGUCCAGAAAGGAGACGCAGAGACUGAUAGAGAAGCAGGGCCUCGUAGACGGGAUGUUCCUGAUCCGUGAGAGCCAGCAGCACGCUCAGUGCUUCGUCCUCUCGCUGUGUUCCAAGCUGAAGACCAAACAUUACCUGGUGAUCCCUUGCGAGGACGACGGCAGGAAGUACUACACCAUGGACGACGGCGUGACUCUCUUUAUCGACGUCCUGCAGCUGGUGGAGUUCCACCAGAUCAACAAGGGCAUCCUCCCCGUCUGCCUCAAACACCCCUGUGUCUGUGUGGCUCUAUGAGGUCCCCCCCCCCCCCCACCCACAACUCUCUUUGGGGGCCACAAUCGGACGCCUUCAGGUCCAAAACCUGAGCAUCGGAUUGUGUUCAUAUCUAAGAAGCAGUUGAUAAACUGGAUUCUGUGGAAGUCUGUGAUAUUUUUGGGGUUUGAGACGUGGACUCCCUCUUUAGUAUUUUUACUUUUUUAUUUUUAACUAAUGAAGCCCCCCGCCCCGUUGGACACACUUGCAGUGCACUUUGAUUGGGAUCCACAUCACAGCCACGGUGUGAUGAGAUUCGUCUGUUCUUUUCACCAGAUCUCACUGAGCGACUGUCGCCACCAGAGGGCGCUCUGAGUCUGAGCUUCUUUUUUUCCAGCUGGUGUAAAGAAAUGAACACUUUAAUAUUUUACAUUGUGAUAUUAUAAUCAUGAAAAUAACCCAGGUUGCAAUCGUGUAGCAUGUAAACUCCUCACUCCUCUGACUGAUGAUGGUGAAGGGAACUGCGAUUUGUGAUGUUUAAACUACCAAAUAUAUGAAUGCAAACAGGUUUUAUGAGGGUUUUUACCUUGUCGCUUAUUGAGGAAGACCAUAAGAUCUGGUUAAAGCUCUGGGAGAAAAUAAACUGCUUUUUUUUUUUUUUUGGUGGUAACACUAUUCUACAGGCCUGUGUAAUUUUCCUGCCGAUUUCAAAGUACAGCGAAUAACGUUAAACCUUCAAAGUCUACAAUUAUAAAUCGAAGUAAAACCAAAUGACAUAUUACAUUCCAGGUAACUUCUUUGGAAAUGACGCACCUGUAAAAUCAAGUGUUUCUGACCUUUUUUGUUAUCCGUGGUUGUUUUCUUUUACUUUGAAUAUUUGCACUGUUUGCUUUUUAUCAUGAAGAUGUAUUUCUUAGAAUGUCUUUUUUUAUUUUUACUAAACAGGGUUUGUUAGUUUUAUACAUCCUGGGAAUGUUUUGUCAUUUUCAGACCCGUUUUAUAUUUUUGAAUAAACGGUUUCAUAUUAAACAUUUUCAUAAAUAUCAACUUUUGUCGAUGUAUGCAAGAGAUGCCCUCCACAACUUCUUCCAUGCUUUUAUUUAAACAAUUGUUUGAUGUAGAGUUGUCACACAAAACGCAAACAUUAGGAGAAAAGUCUAAAUAAAAUACAUAAGUAUAAUUUGUGUUUUAGGACUUAGUUUCUUUUCUCCCGUUAAUCAUCUCACAACUUCUCAGGUUCAUCUGGUGACCCUUUGGAGGGGCCCGACCCCUAGGUUGAGAACCACUGGACUAAACUGUAAAAGUAGCUCCAUCUGGAGCAGCUACAGUCAACACUGGUCUUGGUAUUUAUGCACUGAUAUUGCUAUUUUUACUUAUGGUGGUGUAUUUAUGCACUGAUAUUGCUAUUUUUACUUAUGAUGGUGUAUUUAUACAAUGCUAUUGCUAUUUUUACUUAUGAUGGUGUAUUUAUACAAUGCUAUUGCUAUUUUUUACUUAUGAUGGUGUAUGUAUACAAUGCUAUUGCUAUUUUUACUUAUGAUGGUGUAUUUAUGCACUGAUAUUGCUAUUUUUACUUAUGAUGGUGUAUGUAUACAAUGCUAUUGCUAUUUUUACUUAUGAUGGUGUAUGUAUACAAUGCUAUUGCUAUUUUUACUUAUGAUGGUGUAUUUAUA
Molecule: messenger RNA, 1979 nt
Organism: Anarrhichthys ocellatus (wolf-eel)
Lineage: Eukaryota; Metazoa; Chordata; Actinopteri; Perciformes; Anarhichadidae
Product: growth factor receptor-bound protein 7-like
Exons: 3
Coding region: 1-348 (115 amino acids)
Source: RefSeq, a predicted model, not a curated record